Molecule: messenger RNA, 690 nt
Organism: Hemisphaericaspora subhashii
Lineage: Eukaryota; Fungi; Ascomycota; Pichiomycetes; Serinales; Debaryomycetaceae
Exons: 1
Coding region: 1-690 (229 amino acids)
Biological process (GO): intracellular protein transport; vesicle fusion; Golgi to vacuole transport
Cellular component (GO): SNARE complex; membrane; endomembrane system
Molecular function (GO): SNAP receptor activity; SNARE binding
Source: RefSeq, a predicted model, not a curated record
AUGGAUCCAUUCAACGAAGUAAAUGAAGAUGCAUGGAACACAAUCUCAAUCCUAGAAAACCUCAUCUCCCAACAAUCACAACACCACCAACCCUCUCCAGAACUCACCCAAGAUUUCAACAACAAUUAUCAAGAACUCCAAGAAAUCUACCAAGACCUCCAACAAGCCGUCUCCAUCUCCCAAUCCCACCCGUCUCAAUUCAACCUCACACCACAAGACAUAAAAACUCGUCAAGACAUCCUCCAAUCCCUCUCCCACAAAAUCACCGAUCUUAAACGCCAAUGGACCACCACCACCCCUCGUCCCAUCACCACCAUGUCAAAUCGAAUAAGUCAGGACAACGACGAUGCCACUCUCUUUGAAAACCCAUUCACAGAACCUUCUUCCGGCAUGACACAAUAUCAACAACAAGAACUCAUCCAACAACAAGACGUCCAAUUGGAUAAUAUCCAUGUCACAAUGAAGAAUCUAAAUCAACAAGCACAAUUAAUGGGCAAUGAAUUAGAAGAUCAAGGAUAUAUGUUAGAAGAAUUGGAUUAUGAAUUAGAGAAUGUGGAUAAUAAAUUACAACGAGGUUUAAAGAGGGUGAAUAUCUUUUUGGAAAAGAAUAAGGAAACGGCUAGUAAUUGGUGUAUUGGGAUUUUGGUGGUGGUUUUAUGUGUGUUGUUGGUGGUGUUGAUUGCCAUAUAG